Molecule: messenger RNA, 357 nt
Organism: Blastomyces dermatitidis ER-3
Lineage: Eukaryota; Fungi; Ascomycota; Eurotiomycetes; Onygenales; Ajellomycetaceae
Exons: 1
Coding region: 1-357 (118 amino acids)
Biological process (GO): chromatin organization; negative regulation of transcription by RNA polymerase II
Cellular component (GO): pericentric heterochromatin
Molecular function (GO): chromatin binding
Source: RefSeq, a predicted model, not a curated record
AUGGAUAAGCAGGCAUAUGAGUUGAAAUUACCCACAGGAUUGAAAUCAAUUCAUCCUGUUUUUCACAUUUCCUAUUUGGAGCCCUAUAAGCAACGCCCCGGGGCGGAGCCGCCUCGGCCGGAUGGCAUCGAGAUCGAGGGUGAUACCGAAUAUCUUGUGGAGAAAAUAUUGGACAAGCGAACACAUUACAGCAAGCUCCAAUACCUCAUUAAAUGGGAAGGUUAUCCAUCGUCAGAGAAUUCAUGGGAACCGCUUGAGCAUUUGGAAAAUGCUGAGGAAGAGAUUGCAACCUAUGAGGCGGCUAGUAGAGACCGCCCCGUUACACGCCAGAGACGUUGGGCAAGAAACGCCGCUUGA